Molecule: messenger RNA, 2830 nt
Organism: Salarias fasciatus (jewelled blenny)
Lineage: Eukaryota; Metazoa; Chordata; Actinopteri; Blenniiformes; Blenniidae
Gene: anapc2
Product: anaphase promoting complex subunit 2
Exons: 14
Coding region: 240-2687 (815 amino acids)
Biological process (GO): metaphase/anaphase transition of mitotic cell cycle; ubiquitin-dependent protein catabolic process; protein K11-linked ubiquitination
Cellular component (GO): anaphase-promoting complex
Molecular function (GO): ubiquitin protein ligase binding
Source: RefSeq, a predicted model, not a curated record
GCCAAAUAACCCGCGGAGCCGGGAGCGACCUCACGAUGUGACAUUUAACUUCAAAAUACAGAGAGAGCGGUCAUGUUUUCACUAAAAUAUAUAUCCGGAAGGUGUUGAGAGUAGCAUCAGCGAUGACCCGCGUUUUUAAAUGUCUGCGUUGGACGUUUUAGGACGAUUAGAAACAGCCGAAGUUUAAAUCUGACGUUUCCUGAAGCGACUUUGUAACGUGGGAAGAAAAACCUGAGAAGAUGGAGGACGUCGCCAUGGAGCCGGACUCAGUGGACCUGUCGGGACCGGAACCUCACCACAGGGUCUCCGCUGCGUGGGACGCCGUCACCGCGGAGCUGGUGUCCGCGGACCCCUCCAUGUCAGACCGGGACCUGUCGGACGCCCUGGCCCUGCUGAGCCGCCGGGGCCUGAGCCGGCUCCUGGGCCCCUGGCUCCUGGAGACGCUGCAGCUGCGCCUGUCAUCCAGCGUGGUCCCCGAGUUCUGGUCCGGGCUCCACCAGCCAGAGAACGAGCUGCAGGAGAGGGACCGGGCCCUGGUCCUGCUGAGGGCCUUCCGGACCCUGCUGGACCGUCUGGACCCCUUCCUGAAUGGGCUGCAGAGGCUCGGGACCUGGCAGGAGGAGGGCCGCGGGGGGCUCAGCGGCCCCGGGCCCCGGGGCCUCCGGGAGCGGGCCUUCACCUCCAUCCGGGCCUUGCUGCUCUUCUCGCCGGUGCCCGUCCUGCAGGAGCGAGUGCUGGAGUUCUACAGCCGCACCUUCUCCAUCUACAUGAAGCCGCAGGGCGGCGAGGAGGGCGGCCCCGCGGCGCCCGAGGGCUCCGACGACCCCCAGGCGUCCGAGGGCGGGGCCUGCCCGGGCUGCGGCGUCCCGGCGCCGGCCUGCUGGUGUCAGGAGGCGAUGGAGCUCCUGCAGGAGCUCAGCCAGAUGCUCUGGAGGCUGCAGCUGCUGCAGUGGGUCAGCACGGAGGCCGUCACCUCCAUCCUGCACCGGCUCAUCGAGCAGCGGAUGGAGCAGCACUGCCGCGGCGAGUACGAGCGCUCCUUCCUGCUGGACUUCCAGGAGUGGCUGGAGCUGGUGCUGGGCUGGCUGAGCAAGGUGUUCAUCGGAGAGAAGGACGGAGACUGCGAUGGCGAUGGAGCGGCGCCCGGAGGCCCGGGAGGCCCCGGCAGCACGGUCCUGAAGCAGUGGAGGUGUCACAUGCAUCAGUUCUUCUGCAAGACCUACGUCAGCAUGAGGAUCGAGGAGCUGUUCAGCAUCAUCAGAGAUUUCCCAGAAUCCAAAGCGGCCAUCGAGGACCUGAAGUUCUGUCUGGAGCGGACCAAUCAGAGGCAGCAGCUGCUCAGCUCGCUCAAAUCUGCGUUUGAGAGUCGUCUGCUUCACCCGGGCGUCCACACGUCCGACAUCCUCACAGUUUACAUCUCGGCCAUCAAAGCGCUCCGAGAGCUCGACCCGUCCAUGGUCAUCCUGCACGUGGCCUGUCAGCCCAUCCGCAAGUACCUGAGGACCCGUCACGACACGGUGCGUCAGAUCGUGGCCGGGCUCACCGGCGACUCGGAGGGCUGCUCCGACCUGGCGGCCGAGCUGUCCCGGGGCGACCCCGUGACCCUGGAGAUGCAGGACAGCGACGACGAGGGCGCCGGCCCGGAGGACUGGACCCCGGACCCCACCGACGCCGUGCCCGAUAAAACGGGCUCCAAGCGGCGCUCGUCGGACAUCAUCAGCCUGCUGGUCAGCAUCUACGGCAGCAAGGACAUCUUCAUCGACGAGUACAGAGCCGUGCUGGCCGACCGGCUGCUCCACCAGCUCAACUACAACACGGCCAGGGAGAUCCGGAACGUGGAGCUGCUCAAGCUUCGGUUUGGAGAUUCUCACAUGCAUUACUGCGAAGUCAUGCUAAAGGACAUGGCGGACUCCCGUCGGAUCAACAGUAACAUCCGCGAGGAGGAGCAGCGGCUGAGCGAGGAGGAGCAGCCGCCGCUCUCGCUGUCGGCCAUCAUCCUGUCGUCGGAGUUCUGGCCCAGCCUGAAGGAGGAGAAGCUGGAGCUGCCGCCGGUGGUGUGCCAGGCCAUGGAGGCGUACACACACCGCUACGAGAAGCUCAAGGCCAUGAGGACGCUGAGCUGGAAGCCUCACCUGGGCUCCGUCACGCUGAACGUGGAGCUGGAGGACCGGACCCUGAUCGACCUCACCGUGUCGCCCAUCCACGCCGCCAUCAUCCUGCACUUCCAGGACAAAAGCUCAUGGACGCUGGAGGAGCUGAGCGCUCAGAUGGGGGCGCCGCAGGAGCUGCUGCACAGGAAGCUGGCGCUGUGGCAGCAGCACGGUGUGCUGCGGGAGGAGGCGCCCGGCCGCUACUGCGUGGUGGAGACGGGCUCCAGCGGCGAGCGGCUGGAGAGGGGCGUGAUGCUGAUCGACAGCGACGAGGAGCGGGACUCCAACACCACCACGCAGUCCGAGCAGCGGGAGGAGAAGCUGCAGCUGUUCUGGGCCUACAUCCAGGCCAUGCUGACCAACCUGGACAGCAUGACACUGGAGCGGAUCCACUCCAUGCUGCGGAUGUUCGUCGCCACGGGACCCGUCGUCACGGAGAUGGACGUCAACGAGCUGGAGGCCUUCCUGCAGAGGAAGGUCCGGGACCACCAGCUCAUCCAGUCCGCCGGCGUCUACAGGCUGCCCAAGUCCAACUGACGGGGGCGGAGCGGGCGGCGCGCUGCGUUCAGGCGCGCGCGGGAAACGCAGGACAUUGAUAAAACACUGACUGAAGUUCCAGUUCUGUGUUUUCCCAGGUCACCUGAAUGCAACACGAUUUUAAAUAAAGACUGUUGAAAUAA